CUGGAAUGUCCUCUGGGGUGAUAUUUAGAGGGGUGACCAAGGAGCUGCCACUCAGGGCCGAUGGCUCCAAGGAGAAGGGUGUGAGGCAGGAGCCAGGACACGGUGCUGAGGUCCCCAAGCCCCUCCUCCAGGAUGGUGGCUCUGAAAUCCCAGGAAAUGGCCCCAACAGCAGCCAUCAAAUUCUUCAGUGCCGGGACAGCCGCCUGCAUCGCCGACCUCUGCACCUUCCCCUUGGACACCGCCAAAGUCCGCCUGCAGCUCCAGGGCGAGGUGCGGAUCCCUCGGGUCAGCGGGGCCGUGGAGUACCGGGGGGUUUUGGGGACUUUGAGCACCAUGGUGAGGACCGAGGGAGCCCGGAGCCUUUACAGCGGGUUGGCCGCGGGGCUGCAGCGCCAGAUGAGCUUCGCUUCCAUCCGGAUCGGGCUCUACGACUCCGUGAAGCAGCUCUACACCCCCAAAGGGGCUGAGAGCACGGGGCUGGCACCACGGGUACUUGCGGGCUGCACCACGGGGGCCGUGGCCGUGGCGUGUGCCCAGCCCACGGACGUGGUGAAGGUGAGAUUCCAGGCACAUGGAGCCAUGCCCGAGAGCACCCGGAGGUACAACGGGACCCUGGAUGCCUACAGAACCAUCGCCAGGGAGGAGGGAGUCCGGGGGCUCUGGAGAGGGACUUUGCCCAACAUCGCCCGCAACGCCGUCAUCAACUGCGGGGAGCUCGUCACCUACGACCUCAUUAAGGACGCUCUGCUGCGGGAGCACCUGAUGACAGACAAUGUCCCCUGUCACUUCGUGGCCGCUUUCGGGGCCGGGUUCUGCGCCACGGUGGUGGCGUCGCCGGUGGAUGUGGUGAAGACCCGGUACAUGAAUGCUGGGCCUGGGCAGUACAGGAAUGCCCUGAGCUGCCUCCUGGCUCUCCUCAUGCAGGAUGGGAUCACCGGGUUCUACAAGGGGUUUGUCCCCUCUUUCCUUCGCCUUGGCUCCUGGAAUGUGGUGAUGUUCAUCUGCUACGAGCAGCUGCAGCGCGCCGCUGUCCUGGCCCUAUCCUGACCCCUCCAGCACCACCUCCCCCUCCCUCCCAGACCCCUCUCGUCAGCUCUGAUGAGACUCAGGACUCAAUUAUAUUAAUUGCUGAAGCUGUGGCAGGAGCAGUGACCCCCAAUGUCCCCAGCCCAAGGGGAACCCCCCUUCUCCUCCC
Messenger RNA from Calypte anna (Anna's hummingbird), 1195 nucleotides. RefSeq names its product mitochondrial uncoupling protein 3. Gene Ontology annotation, biological process: mitochondrial transmembrane transport; response to cold; mitochondrial transport. Gene Ontology annotation, molecular function: oxidative phosphorylation uncoupler activity. The record is from RefSeq and is a predicted model, not a curated record. The transcript is spliced from 7 exons. The coding region runs from base 133 to 1047 and encodes 304 amino acids. Gene Ontology annotation, cellular component: mitochondrial membrane. NCBI's taxonomy places the organism in Eukaryota, Metazoa, Chordata, Aves, Apodiformes, Trochilidae.